CUUGCCCUGGCCUGUCUGGUAAUGUUGCACCGCUGAUUGGGCCGGUCUUGCCCCGCCACGCAAACCCACGGAGCCACCCCGCGCCGAUACCGGGCCUGGAGCUCUCGCCUCAGUUUAUUUACUGGGACUGGCUGUGCUCACUUUUCGAACUUCCAGCUCCUCUUUGAAAAGGCUCUCUCUUCUGUACUACUCGGGCCAUACUGUCUGUCCCCUCCACUCAACUCAACUCAACUCAAUUACACCUCACCUCCAAUUCCUCAAUUCCAACCCUGAAAAUCUACAGUCAUGCCUUCUGCUGAAGGUAGGCCGCGAACUCUCUACGAUAAGGUUUUCCAAGACCAUAUUGUAGACGAGAGACUGGACGGCACAAUCUUGCUUUACAUUGACCGACACUUGGUCCAUGAAGUUACCUCACCUCAAGCCUUUGAGGGAUUGAAAGCUGCAGGGCGAAAGGUCAGACGACCAGAUUGCACCCUCGCAACCACCGACCACAACGUUCCCACUUCCUCAAGAAAGAACCUCAAGAACAUCGAGACCUUUGUCGAAGAGGAGGAUUCCAAACUCCAAUGCAUGACCCUCGAGGAUAAUGUAAAGGACUUCGGUAUCACGUACUUCGGUCUUGGAGACAAGCGCCAGGGUAUUGUCCACAUCAUUGGUCCCGAGCAAGGCUUCACUCUGCCAGGCACCACUGUUGUCUGUGGUGAUAGCCACACCUCGACCCACGGUGCCUUUGGCUCCUUGGCUUUCGGCAUUGGAACAAGUGAAGUUGAGCAUGUUCUUGCUACUCAAACUUUGAUCACAAAGCGGAGUAAGAACAUGCGAAUUCAAGUCGAUGGUGAACUUGCACCAGGUGUUAGCUCCAAGGACAUUAUUCUUCAUGCUAUCGGACAAAUCGGUACUGCAGGUGGAACUGGUGCGGUCAUUGAAUACUGCGGCUCUGCCAUAGAGGCUUUGAGCAUGGAGGCCCGAAUGUCGAUCUGUAACAUGUCAAUUGAGGGUGGUGCGAGAGCUGGAAUGGUUGCUCCUGAUGAGAUUACCUUUGAGUACCUCAGAGGUCGUCCUCUCGCUCCGAAGUACCGUUCAGACGAAUGGAACAGGGCAAUCAGCUACUGGAAGAGCCUCAAAUCGGAUCCUGGCGCAAAAUACGACAUUGAUGUGUUCAUUGAUGCAAAGGACAUCACCCCCACGGUCACCUGGGGCACGAGUCCGGAGGAUGUUGUACCAAUUACUGGCAACGUUCCAGACCCUGAAACAUUCCCAACUGCGGAGAAGCAGGAGGCUGGUCGCAGAAUGCUCGAGUACAUGGGCCUUACAGCUGGUACCCCAAUGGAGGAUAUCGUUUUGGACAAGGUCUUCAUUGGCUCCUGUACCAACGCCCGUAUCGAGGACCUCCGAGCUGCUGCAGCAGUUGUCAAGGGCAGAAAGGUUGCACCGAAUAUCAGACGAGCAAUGAUCGUUCCUGGUAGUGGCCUUGUUAAGGAGCGAGCAGAGGCUGAAGGUCUGGAUAAGACCUUUGUUGAAGCUGGCUUCGAAUGGCGUGAAGCUGGAUGCAGCAUGUGUCUUGGCAUGAACCCUGAUAUCCUGUCGCCAAAGGAACGCUGUGCAAGCACCAGCAACCGGAAUUUCGAGGGACGGCAAGGAGCAGGUGGGCGUACCCAUCUUGUAUCUCCUGUCACUGCCGCAGCAUGCGCAAUCGUUGGUAAGCUUACGGAUGUCCGAAAGCUAAGUGAUCGUAACGCCACACCUCGAAAGGCUUCUCCACCUCCUAUGGAAGUCAAGCCUCACGUAGAUGAGCAAGUUGAGUCUGAUGACGACGAGCGGGAGAUGAUCGGUGAUCAGCCACAAGACAACAGCCCGCACACCAACACCAUGGCUCCUCACACCUCUGCUGGCCUUCCAAAAUUCACGGUGUUCAAGGGCAUUGCUGCACCCAUGGAUCGAGCAAAUGUCGACACUGAUGCUAUCAUCCCUAAGCAAUUCUUGAAGACCAUCAAGCGAACCGGUCUCGGCUCUGCACUCUUCUUUGCUCUUCGCUUCAAUCCCGAUGGUUCUGAAAAGCCGGAUUUCGUCCUCAACCAAGAACCUUAUCGUAAAUCCAAAAUCCUCAUCGUCACAGGACCGAAUUUCGGAUGCGGUAGUUCUCGUGAACAUGCCCCUUGGGCUCUCCUUGAUUUCGGAAUUAAAUGCGUUAUUGCUCCAUCAUAUGCUGAUAUCUUCUUCAACAACACCUUCAAGAACGGCAUGCUCCCUAUUGCCAUCACGAACAAAGCCGACCUUGAUGCUAUUGCGGCUGAGGCCUAUGCUGGCAAAGAGAUUGAGGUUGAUCUUCCGAAUCAAGUCAUCAGGGACGGAAGUGGAAAGCAUAUUUGCCGCUUUGACGUCGAAGAAUUUCGAAAACACUGCUUGGUCAACGGUCUUGAUGACAUUGGUCUGACUAUGCAGAUGGAGGAAAAAAUUAACGCUUUCGAGAAGAAGAUGACCCAAAACACCCCUUGGUUGGAUGGAUCGGGAUACUUGAAGCGUGGCAAGUCUGGAAAGUUGGCUGCGAAGGCAGUUCCAGUUCCAAAGACAAACCGCGGUGAGGAGGUCAAGGAACCUUUGGAGUGGUGAAUUCAUCUUCUCACCCGGUCCGGCCUGUAGCUUGUAUAAUCUUUGUGGCAGGGGAGGGGAGGGAUGAAGUACGUUCUCGUGGGAGGCGGCUCUUUGGAUCAUUUGCAUGCUUCCUCGGACGCGUAGAGACGGUGGUCAGUUACGACUAAUUGCUGCAUACGACUUCACGGUCUUCAUGAUAACAUGACAAAAUGAAACAAAUUUAGAAUCUUAUAGGUUGCCUUCAGCC
Hyaloscypha bicolor E is the source of this 2839-nucleotide messenger RNA. Its product is annotated as 3-isopropylmalate dehydratase-like protein. Gene Ontology annotation, biological process: L-leucine biosynthetic process. Bases 286 to 2610 code for a protein of 774 amino acids. The record is from RefSeq and is a predicted model, not a curated record. Gene Ontology annotation, molecular function: 4 iron, 4 sulfur cluster binding; 3-isopropylmalate dehydratase activity. The transcript has 4 exons. Gene Ontology annotation, cellular component: 3-isopropylmalate dehydratase complex. NCBI's taxonomy places the organism in Eukaryota, Fungi, Ascomycota, Leotiomycetes, Helotiales, Hyaloscyphaceae.